This is a messenger RNA of Strongylocentrotus purpuratus (purple sea urchin), 1557 nucleotides long. RefSeq names its product serine/threonine-protein kinase ULK3 (gene ulk3). Gene Ontology annotation, cellular component: cytoplasm; autophagosome. Gene Ontology annotation, biological process: autophagosome organization; protein autophosphorylation; peptidyl-serine phosphorylation. NCBI's taxonomy places the organism in Eukaryota, Metazoa, Echinodermata, Echinoidea, Camarodonta, Strongylocentrotidae. The record is from RefSeq and is a predicted model, not a curated record. Gene Ontology annotation, molecular function: protein serine/threonine kinase activity; ATP binding. Bases 40 to 1542 code for a protein of 500 amino acids. The transcript is spliced from 13 exons.
UUGGUUUCAUCCAAAAUUAGACUCGUACGGUCAUCCAAGAUGGCAGCCCCCGAUGCAUACGGAAUUCCCCGACUACCGGGUUUCGUAUUCACAGAAAAACUCGGUAGUGGCACUUAUGCUACAGUCUACAAGGCAUACAGAAAGAGCCAACAAAGAGAAGUGGUAGCAAUCAAAUGUGUCUCCAAGAAGAGCCUCAACAAACUCUCCACAGAAAACCUCCUUCAGGAAAUUGAGAUUCUCAAGAAGAUCAAACAUGAAUACAUUGUGGAACUCAAAGACUUCCAGUGGGACCAACAUUACAUCUAUCUCAUAAUGGAGUUCUGCAGUGGAGGGGAUCUAUCUCAGACCAUCCACAAAAGAAUAGCUCUUCCCGAGGCAACUGUCAAAACAUUUCUCAGACAGCUAGCCAGCGCACUCAUGUUCCUCAAUUCCAGAAACAUUACACACAUGGAUCUCAAGCCUCAGAACCUCCUGCUUUCAAAUUCAUACAACCCAGUACUUAAGGUGGCAGAUUUUGGAUUUGCUCAGCACAUCACAGAGGAUAUUCAAGCAGACAUGCUUCGUGGAUCACCUCUCUAUAUGGCCCCUGAGAUCAUCACAGAUAGGAUCUACAACGCUAAGGCUGAUCUCUGGUCAGUAGGGGUCAUCAUGUUUGAAUGUCUUUUUGGCGGUCCACCCUUAGCUUCAAGCUCCUACGCACAGUUAGCUGAAAAGAUUAGAAGCCCCAAACCUAUUGAGAUCCCCACCUUUGUUGAGUCGUCUGUUGCCUGUCGAGACCUUCUCUCAAGGCUUCUUAAGAGAGAUCCAGGCGAGAGGAUAGAGUUUGAAGAUUUCUUCCAUCACCCUUUCAUCGAUCUAGAACAUAUUCCAUGCUCAGAAUCAUUGGAUAAAGCUAGAACAACUGUAAUGGAAGCUGUGAAGUCUGACCAGAAAGGAGAAUGGAAAGAAGCAAUCAGGCUUUAUCUUAAAGCCAUGGAAUACUUCAUCCCAGCCAUCCAAUAUGAGCGAGAUUCCACUAAGAAAGAAGCUCUGAAAGUGCGAGGCAUGGAGUACAUGAGGAGAGCAGAGGAGCUGAAAGGAUUAUUAAAACCCAAGAAAACACCUCUAAAUAACUCAGAAUCUGUCCAGGAUGAUAGUGAGCAAGCAAGCAGAUCCUCCACCAACUCGGGACUCGUGCAUGAUAUUCAUCUCUUAGAUAAAAUGGCUAAUGGAAACCCAGAUAUGAAAGUUGCAGUGAAGCUGGCCAAAGAUGCAUCAAGAGAGGAUAACAAUGAAGAAUACCUGAUAGCUCUAGACCUGUAUGAACAAGCCCUGAGUCAUCUAAUGCCAAUAUUACAAGUUGAACAAAAAGGUAAAAGGAAAGACCUGCUCUUGAAGGAGACAGAGAAAUGUAUGACGAGAGCUGAGGUUCUCAAACAGUACUUAGAGAUUCAAAAGAUGAAACCAAUAAGACAGUCUUCAUUAGACAGACAUUUACAAGCAACUGACUCCUUCAAAGAUUGUAAGUCAUUCAAACAUUUCAUUUUUCAUUACAGCUUAUAGCUUAAAUUAUUUAGG